This is a messenger RNA of Aspergillus fijiensis CBS 313.89, 1167 nucleotides long. It is a transcript of the gene pex19, whose product is annotated as putative peroxisomal membrane protein receptor Pex19. NCBI's taxonomy places the organism in Eukaryota, Fungi, Ascomycota, Eurotiomycetes, Eurotiales, Aspergillaceae. Gene Ontology annotation, cellular component: peroxisome; peroxisomal membrane. The transcript has 4 exons. Gene Ontology annotation, biological process: protein import into peroxisome membrane. The record is from RefSeq and is a predicted model, not a curated record. The coding region runs from base 1 to 1167 and encodes 388 amino acids.
AUGUCCUCAUCCCACCCCUCGAAAGCAGACACAAGCCCUGCGCAGACGCAAUCCACCGCAACCGAGCACGACGCCCAAACACCAUCCAGCCCCUCCACCAACCCCGCAGAGACCACGACCACGACAACCAUCCCCACGAGCACCACAACAUCCUCCACCGCGCAACCCGCGCAACCCGCCAACAACGACGAGGAUGAUUCCGAUUUCGACGAGUUAGACGACGUCCUCGACAACUUCAACAAACCCGCCGCCUCCACGACGACCACGCAGCCGCCUUCCUCCGCCACCGCCACCGCCGCCGCACCCGCCACGGAGGAUGUUGAUCUGGAUGAGGAGGCGUUCCUCAAGCAACUCGAGAAGGACAUGGCUAAUUUGAUGGGCGCGGGCGCGGGCGCGGGUGAUGCCUCGGCGGCCGGGGGGAUGUCCGAGGGGUUUGGGGACGAGGAGUCCCUCGACAAGGACGCGGAGAUGUUCGCCAAGUUGCUCGAGGAGGGUGGGGUGUCAGCGGAGGACUUUUUGAAGCAGUUGGUUGGGGAUAUGAUGAAGGGGGAGGCGGGGGCAACUGAUGCUGCUGCUGCUGCUGCUGCUGCUGCUGCCGCCGCCGCUACGGCUACGGCUACACCGGAGACCUUCAACGAUACGAUCCAGCGGACGAUCGAGCGCAUGAAGGAGUCCGGCGACAAGGCGACGGCCGCGGCCGAGGAGGAAGACGACGGAGACGAUGCGGACGACCUGGUGGCGCAGCUGAUCAAGGCGAUCGAGGCCGGCGCGGGCGGCGACGGCGACGACGCCGACCUGACCAAGAUGUUCCAGGGGAUGAUGGAGCAGCUCUCCAACAAGGAGAUCCUGUACGAGCCGAUGAAGGAGCUCGACACCAAGUUCGGCCCUUGGCUGGCGGAGAACAAGGCCUCCGGCAAGGUGUCCGACGCGGAGCUGCAGCGCUACGAGAAGCAGGCCGGCGUCGUGGCCCAGAUCGUCGCCAAGUUCGAGGAGCAGGCGUACACGGAUGAGGAUCCCAAGUGUCGCGAGUAUGUGUGGGAGAAGAUGCAGGAGAUGCAAGCUUGUGGGAAUCCCCCGGAUGAGCUGAUUCCGGCGCCCAUGAUGGAGGAUCUUAUGGGUGGAGGGGCCGGAGCCGGAGCCGGCGCCCCGGACUGUCCGCAGCAGUAG